AUGUUAAACCGUGUGGACUACGCAAAUCUUCCUAUGAAAUUCAUCAUAUUCCUAUUGACUUUUAUGCCAAUUCUUGGAAAUAAUCAAAUAAAGAGUUCACACGUUCUUGAACAGCAACACAUUAACCUGCUGGUGGCUCAAAUACGGACAGCACCCAUGGAUCCAAUUCUUUUCUGGAAUCAGGUUAUGCUACAUGCUUGUGGAAAUGAUUAUGAUCCUUCAAUAGUUUCUGCUCCUGAUCAGGAUGGACCGGGAGCCACAGCGCGUGCCUUUGGUAUCAUUCAUGGUGCUAUGCAUGAUUCUUUGAUUGUAUUUAAUCCAGUUUAUAAAUCUAUAUUCAAACAUAGAAAUAUGCCUGUGAUGCAAAAUACUUCUGAAAGAUCUGCCAUCGAUGCAGCUAUUACUGAAGCUGCAUUUUUGACAUUGUCUCAUUUGUAUCCAAAGCAGCAAAAAAUAAUGACUGCAGUUCGUAAUAAAUAUUUGAUGCGUAUUCCAAGUGACAUCAUCAAGCAAAGUGCCAUUAAUAAAGGUAUUUAUAUAGGCCGAUUAAUUGCUGAUUCUAUUUUAAAAGAUCGAGUCAAUGAUGGCAGUCAGAUAAAUCAGUCAUACGUACCUUCACUUCAAGCAGGCUACCACCAGGCUGAUCCUACACAUCCAAAGCAAGGAUUUGUGGGAGCUCAUUGGGGAAAUGUGAAACCAUUCUUAUUGAAUUUUACUUCACAGUAUCGUCCACGGAAUAUUAUCGGUGAUACAUUUAAAUCGCGCUUUGCUUAUUUAAAUUCACAAAUUUAUUUGAAUGAAUUCGAUGAAAUUAGAUCAAUGGGAUCUAAGACAAGUAAAGUACGCACGGAAGAUCAGACACAUAUUGGCAUUGCUUGGGGUUAUGAUGGUGUACCAAAACUAGGUACUCCACCACGUCUCUACAAUCAAAUAGUUCGAGUCAUAGCGACGCAACAGAACAAUACUUUGGAGCAAAACGCACGUUUAUUUGCAUUAGUGAACAUAGCACUAGGCGAUGCUGGCUUUGCUGCAUGGGAAGCAAAAUAUUUUUAUCGAUUUUGGCGUCCCAUUGUCGCUAUUCGUCAAUCUACUGAUAAAACCCGUGUUGAUUCCAACUGGUUGCCUUUAGGAGCACAGGGUGACGGUGCUGACACAAACUUUACGCCACCAUUUCCAGCCUAUGUUUCAGGCCAUUCGACGUUUGGAUCAGCUUGUUUCGAAACACUUCGUCUCUUCUACAAAACGGAUACGAUUUCAUUUCAGUUUCAAUCUGAUGAAUACAACGGACAAACAAUCGAUUCAAAUACAGGAAAACCACGACCUGCACGAAUACGAAAGUAUUCGUCAUUUACACAAGCCGAAAUGGAAAAUUAUAUGAGUCGAUUGUAUUUAGGGGUUCAUUGGCGAUCCGAUGCAGAAAAUGGAAAAAUCCUUGGCCGUCAGAUAGCCCAACAUGUGUAUAGAACUGCGACGUAA
Messenger RNA from Rotaria socialis, 1476 nucleotides. NCBI's taxonomy places the organism in Eukaryota, Metazoa, Rotifera, Eurotatoria, Philodinida, Philodinidae. The record is from the annotation of a GenBank genome assembly.